Messenger RNA from Daphnia carinata, 725 nucleotides. RefSeq names its product cuticle protein 3-like. Gene Ontology annotation, cellular component: chitin-based extracellular matrix. The record is from RefSeq and is a predicted model, not a curated record. Lineage: Eukaryota; Metazoa; Arthropoda; Branchiopoda; Diplostraca; Daphniidae. The transcript has 3 exons. The coding region runs from base 66 to 638 and encodes 190 amino acids. Gene Ontology annotation, molecular function: structural constituent of chitin-based larval cuticle.
GCCUAGCUGAAGUCUAGGUCAAAAAUAGGUUGUGCGUUUUACGUGCCGGUUGUAUAAAUAAAGAGAUGAACAAUGCAAAAGGUAUCAGUUACUUUCAAGCUAACCGACUUCAUACUACCAUGAAACUGUUUAUCAUUGCCACUGUCUUGGCCGUUGCUGCCGCCGUUCCUUCUGGCUACCCAUCGUACGAGAAGAAGUACGAGAAGGACUACAAAUACCCAGAGAUCGUUGUCACUGGUCAAUCUGAUGAGCGCAAUCUCGAUGGAAGCAGCCAAUGGAACUACGCCCAAUCCGACUACGCUACCCGCGCUGAAUCCCAGGCCCAGAAGAAAUUCGUCGUCACCAAAGUCGAUGACUAUGGCAAAGAAACCAAAGAGGAAGUCUACGGUAACACCAACCAGGGAUCUUCUUACUGGGUUUCACCUGAAGGCGAGAAAUUCACUUUGACCUGGGUCGCUGAUGAUGCUGGAUUCAAACCCAAGGGCGAUCACUUGCCCGUCGCUCCCGUCCACGUUUACGAACUUCCAGUUGCUCCCGUCCACGAGUACGAACUCCCGGUCGCCCCCGUCCACGAAUACGAACUCCCCGUCGCCCCAGUCCAUAUUCCAUUCAACGGAAAGGGCUACAAAAUCUAUUAAAUUAUUAUUUUUUGCCUGAAGCACUUAUCCAGAUAUUCAAUGCUAUGCCAUUGAAUAUGCUGGUGUAAAUAUACGUAAAGAACAUCC